CGUACAGCACAAAGCUGCACAGACUCCUACAUGUCGGGUGAGAGAACACCGAUCCCACAGUGCAAUCCAAACCAACUGUUCGCACGAUGAAGAAUCUCUUUCUCCUUGGGCUUGUCAGCUGCAUUAUUCUACCUGGACUGGUCCAUGGAGGUUUAUUGGGCAAAUCGCUAGUUUUCUCGACUCAAACCGACAGUAUUUACGUCAAGCUGCUGCCCAAUGAAUUCUCCCAGCUCUCGGCGUUCACCCUCUGCCUGAGGGUUGCCUCAGAGGAGAAGCGAGGCUACAGCCUGUUGUCCUAUGCCACAAAUGCUACGGACAAUGAGUUGCUGCUCUGGCAAGAGGGCGCAAAGCUGUCCCUGUACUUUGGCAGCGACUCAUUCCAUUUCGCCCUCCCGGUGAACGACGCUCUGCUGAGGCACAUCUGCGUGAGUUGGGACUCCUCAAACGGAUCCAUCACUUUCUGGAUCAAUGGAGUCCGGAGUUUUCGGAAAGUCGGGAAAAAAGAUGGGGUAGUCCGAGGCGGUGGUACGUUCAUCCUGGGUCAGGAACAGGACUUGGUGGAGGGCAAGUUUGAGAGCAAGCAGAGUUUGGUGGGAGAGCUGACAGAUGUCCACCUGUGGGACCAUGUCCUGUCAGCAAACGACAUCAAGGCGCUCAGUCAAGGGUGUCACAGCGCUGGGGGUAACAUCAUCAACUGGGACACAGUGCUAUACGAGAGCAGGGGGAAUGUGAAUGUGGAGGAUAAUCAUGAUUGUUGCUUCUAAAAAAAAACACAUUGGGACUUGAUUGAGGCACUCACCAUGCUGUCUCUCCUCCGGGCACUCCUGUAAUCAGGCACAAGUGCAGAAACACAAAUACACCCCAACACAUCCUCCUUAACACAACCCACGCCAGCACAGUGAAACAUGGGUAGAUACAGAAACGAAUGCACCACAAUAACAUGCAUGAACUAAUCUGUAGCUUAUGGAUGUGCGCAACAGUUGCAAAUAAUCAUGGACGCGUGUCAGAGGUUAGACUGCUGAGAGAGCCCCCUGAGUCAAAAUCUAUCCUGAAUUAUGAAUGUGCCUUCAUGUAAUUGCAAAUAAUUAAUCCCUAUAUAUCCCUCUGUGCUUUCAUGACUAUGUGCGAAUCAAGCAUUGAGCAAAUACACAAAAUAAACAGUUAUUCUUGCCAUUAAAUUGAUAAACUUGCAAUACAAAA
Molecule: messenger RNA, 1200 nt
Organism: Chiloscyllium plagiosum (whitespotted bambooshark)
Lineage: Eukaryota; Metazoa; Chordata; Chondrichthyes; Orectolobiformes; Hemiscylliidae
Product: C-reactive protein-like
Source: RefSeq, a predicted model, not a curated record